This is a messenger RNA of Leptosia nina, 1233 nucleotides long. Lineage: Eukaryota; Metazoa; Arthropoda; Insecta; Lepidoptera; Pieridae. The record is from the annotation of a GenBank genome assembly.
AUGAGCAAUACAAGUGCUGACGUGUAUAAUGAAGAAAAUAAAACUGUUAAAAAUUGUGAAGACGUGUCUUCCGUGCAAUUAAGUGUUUCGAACGUGCAGUCAGCGAUGCCAACUCAGCACGUUGAGAACGAAUUAUCUGCGUCUUCCAACGAGUCGUGUUCAUCGUCAAGUACUAGUUCGAGCGAAGAAGAGGAUCAACCGCCGCCAAAAAGACCACGAAAAGAACGCCACGUACGCAGCGAUUCUCGCGAUUCGUUUCGAGAAAUAGAUUUAAGGUUUGAACAGUUGUCUCGACAGUUGGUAAGUCAUUUAAAUAAUACGUUUUGCAACUACGUGGCAUCAUCAAACUCACAUCAGAAAGUGAGCACCGAAUCUAAUGUCAACCUAAGCGAUCCUUUUAGCAAUUCACCAAUAAUUAUUAAAGAUAUUGCACAAUUAGACGUGUCGGUUCAGGAACCACAGAUUCCAAAGGCAAACUCUGAUCGCGUGUCAAAGUUAAUUUCAAUGCAGAGGUUCAACUCCUCCGAUUGGAAUGGUGUACGAUAUGUAGACAUACAAAAGAAGUAUGUGGCAUUCCCUGCUUUUACCGAACUGAAAAUUAAUGAAGAGUUGCGUUUCUUAGAGCAUCAAAAUGGUCAGAAGUCUUACCUUAUGGAACGGAGUUUUGCUGCGUUAUCUAAUGCUUUUUUAGCACAAAAUGAGUUUGUUAACAAAGCGUUGCGGUCUAUUAUAGAUUGGUCCUCUCAGUCGGACGUUAUACUUAAUUCUUCUUCUAUUUAUGAUAAAUUAAAAGAAUUUUUCGGUCAAAACUCGGAAUAUAAGGCGGUUUCUCAUGACAUUUUGCAAAUAAUUUGCGGAAAACGUGCUGAAGCUUUAGAGUUACGACGUAAAACAUUGCUUACAAAUUUAAAAAGAAAAUAUGUAAGAGAAGAUUUGGACAAAAUUCCGCCUUCUGCAGAAUAUAUGUUUAAUCCGGAAAUAUUAUCUACAUAUUUACAAAAAAUGGGUGGUACUGAUAAAAUUGAUAAGAUCGUUGGGUCUCAACCUAAGACGCGAGGCAAGUCGCCAGCGCACGGCAAUCCACCUAUGCCUUCUACGUCUCAAGAAAAGCCCUUUCGUGUUAAACAGUACAAUGCAAAGCAAAAUCAUAAAAAACAAAACACGGAAGAUUUUGAUAAAAAACAAAGGGGGGGACGCAAAUCUAAUAGAGUUAAUAAAUAUAAGCAUAAAUGA